UCGUGAAUUGGCCAAGCUAGGUGGCAUCCACUAAACAUGAAUGCCAUGUGUUGUUAUUGAUUGUUAAUGUUUAACUCGAAAGUUGCACGAAGCAAAACGCUAUGUCGAAACCGGUUCUUCCACAGUACUAACAGUCCGCACGGAUACUGAAUACUCUUCCCACAGCUGUUUGUUAAAUCUGUCUUUUAGCUAGCUCGGCAGUAAGUUAGCAAAGCCAGAAUGGCUGCACUGCGAGCAGCAAAGCAAACUUUGCGGAGAGAAAUAAAGCGACGUGUUGCAGCGCUGAGUAACGAGGAGAAACAACGACAAUCUAUGGUCGUUUCACACAAGCUGUUCAGACACCCCAAGUAUGUGUCCUGUAAUCGGAUUGCAGUAUUCCUCAGCAUGGAUGAUGAAGUACUGACUAAUGAAAUCAUCAAAGAUGUGUUUAAAUGGGGCAAAAGCUGCUUCAUCCCCAGAUACAACAGCAGCAACAGGCAUAUGGACAUGCUGCAGCUCAACAGUCUGCAGGACAUGGAGAUGCUGCCUAUGACAUCCUGGAACAUCCAACAGCCUACUGAGGAUGACCACAGCCGAGAGGAAGCCCUGGCUGCAGGAGGUCUGGACCUGAUCUUGAUGCCAGGCCUAGGUUUUGACAAAAUGGGGAAGCGUCUGGGACGAGGGAAGGGCUACUAUGACACGUACUUGGAGCGCUGCAUCAGACACCCUAAAGGAAAGCCCUACACCAUCGCCUUGGCCUUCAAAGAACAGCUGUGUCAGGAAAUCCCUGUCGAUGACAACGAUGUGCUCAUUGAUGAAAUCCUGUAUGAGGAUGAUGACUAGCGAGUCAAUCACCAGUAGUCAAUUUUUAAUUGUGCACUCUCAUUUAAUACAGAUACACACUUUUUUCACUGCAGACAUUUUGAUUUGUUAUGGCAGGAAGAGCUGAGGUGGAACUAAUGAGACCAAGGAUGGGCCUCUGAAAUCUCCUAUAGCAAUACAGCCAUCAUUAAUGUUAUUAUUUCCACCUAUGGUUUUCCUGCUAUGACUCAAAAUAUCUGUUGUGGUAUCACACAGCUUAAGCUGCUAAUUCAGUGGCUGUAUUGAUAAUGUGUGUUUAAGGUAAACCUGAUGCUUUCUGUCAGUAUUCUGCUCCUAAUAUCAAGCUGCUGCUGUUGCUGUAAAGAGCUAUGAACAGGCAGGUUUUACUGAACACUAAAUACUUCAAAUGGAGAAUUCAAAUAUUAAUGGACAAUUAAAUUAAAAGAAGUGCAAAUAAAGUUGGCCUGUAUAGUGUUUCAACAUAGGCUGAUGGACCCCUCAUUGCCUUUACAUUCACAUUGUUGAAGAUCCUUCCACCUCUUUGUGACUGACAGCACGCCACAGUGAAGCUCUUGCCCCGUUUGUGUAAGAAGAUGUUGGCAACUAUUUAGCAUCACUGCUGGAGCACAGAGGAGACUGACUGUGUUAUUACUAGUUGGCAUAUUGAAGCUGUAUGAAAGUUUAAUCAGUCAAGUAAUGCAUGCAGAUUCAAUUGCCCAUUUUGCCCUUUAAACUCAGUCUGACCCUUACUCUUUCCAAUCUAGUAAUGAGACACAGAUGGUGAGAGAGUGACCAGGGCUGCGGUCGAAAAGUGUUUUUUUCUUAGGAAGGUUCAGACUGAGUAAAUGAACUGAAGUAUCAGAGCUGCUCCACUUCUCUACAUGAUAAGGAAAGGAGUUUCAACGCUUCCUAUCUCAUCUCCUUUAGCCUAGGAAGCACUUGAGCUUCCUUUAUGAAAGAAAAGGAGAAAUGCCGUCCCACAAUUCCUUGCUGCAGCAACAAUUUAAGUGAUGCAUCAUUGUAGUUUCACCUUGGCAGAGCCACGUAAAUGUAGAAACAACAGAGAAACUGUUUUAUGUUUGAGACUCGAUCCAGAACUGAUGGAAAUACUCGUCUGAUUCACUGAAGCCCAAAUCCACAAAUAUGAUUUCUUCUCUUUGAAUCCAGUCAGGAGUCGUCAUGAAGAAGAAGCAGAUUGAAUUUAUAGUCAACAAUAUCAUCAUCAUAAAAACAUAUUAUAGCCUAUACAUAAAUGUUGUCUCACUAAAUCCCCUCUCAUUGUGUAAAGACCUCAAAAUUAAUUUUAUCUACUUAACAAAUCUCAAAAGCUUCUAUGCCAGAAAACUAUAUACAAUUAUGUCUGAAUAUAAUUUAUUCUGAUCUCUUGCUCAGUUCAUUAUUUCUAUUUAAUUACUAUUUUAAUGGCUCAACUUUCUCUUUUUAUUUCUGUCAUGUCAUAUUACUAAUUAAUACUGCAUAUUAUUUCAACAUUUCAGUUGUUUGUUUAUUUCUGUGGAUUUAUCAUCAUCCAUUUGUUAUAAAUGAAGUUGGUUAAAAAAAAGGAGCUUAUAGUAAGUGCAGUUGUGUUUUCUCUGCAUCGUGUUUGUCUUUUCCAAAGUCCUCAUGAAAGUCCUUCACAUCUUGGUGUGAAGUGGUUAGGAAAGGAGAUUAUUUUGACUUUUUGAUCUCAGCCCUGGACUUUUCUGAGUGUGUGUGAGCUGCACACUUGGGGGGGCUGUUUGUCAAAGGGGUCAAAGAAAAGCACAACUUGUUAGUGGAAGGAACAUUUGUCGUUAUUGAGGUCAAGAUCCACAACAAAUACACUUACAAUAACUGUGUGUCGACCACCUCUCAUUACAUGACUGUUUCAUCAGACCAGCUUAUUGAUUUUCUUGUGCCUUUUACUGGAAUACUGAAGUCCCCCUACAAUCAAAAUUAUAGUUUUGCUUGUUGUUACAUCAUUUGGAUGCUUGUCCUUCUCUGUGCAGACUGAUGGAUGUGUGACCGGAGUCAUGGUCCAGAAUGCGACUUGGACUAAUGUGAUGUGAAAAACAUGCAGAUUUGAAACGUUAAUUUGUUGUGAAAAGGUUUGUAACAUGAUGCAGGAGGUCAGGUUACCGUACAACAUACAACUGUUGCCUGGCAUAAUAUGUUUUACCUUUAAAAAGAAAAAAAAAGUAAUGCUGAUGUUCAUGUAUUUUGAUGUUGGCAACCAGCACCAACAGUCACUGCAAAUCCAUAAUAUCAAAUCAUAUCAUAAAUACUAAAAUACCAUGGUGAAUUGCUACGCACACAUGCUUCCCACUGGAUCAGUCCUUUCCAUUUUAGACAGUUUACGAAGCAUUUGUGUUUUUAGUUUUCCAUUCACUGUCACUGAACACAGAAGGAUUGAAACUAUUCAUUCCCUUGGUUGAUGUUACCUCACAUAAAAAAGCACCUGUGUGUGUCCAGAGGAAACUGACACAGUUACAACAACAUCCACCACUUCAAAAUGUAAUUUCACUAAUACAUGACAGUUAUCUCAUUGGGACCUUCCCCCUUUUUUAUAAUUGAGUUUUAUAAUAAUAAAGAGUAUAAUUUUUAA
Molecule: messenger RNA, 3385 nt
Organism: Seriola aureovittata
Lineage: Eukaryota; Metazoa; Chordata; Actinopteri; Carangiformes; Carangidae
Gene: mthfs
Product: 5,10-methenyltetrahydrofolate synthetase (5-formyltetrahydrofolate cyclo-ligase)
Exons: 3
Coding region: 220-822 (200 amino acids)
Biological process (GO): tetrahydrofolate interconversion; folic acid-containing compound biosynthetic process
Cellular component (GO): mitochondrion
Molecular function (GO): 5-formyltetrahydrofolate cyclo-ligase activity
Source: RefSeq, a predicted model, not a curated record